AUGACUACAGAGCAGCAGAUCAAUGAGCAAGAGGAGUUGUUGAAGGAAAUGAUUCUGAUCAGCGGUCGCCCCACUGCAAGUUGGAUAUCUUCUGCCUGCAAACUUGUGUGGCAAAAGUGCGACAGUGAGCUGCUGAGCAAAUUUUCCAAAUGCAUGGCAACUUGCUCCCAAUUUUGCUUUUCCAAAGCACUGCAAGCUACCUCUGGUGCCAAGUUGUCUCCUGCAGUGAAAAGACUUGUGAAAGUUAUCAACCAAAGUUCCUCGAGACCUUUGGCCUGUGGUGACAAAUUGGUUCGAAAGCUGAAGAGGGAACGAUCUGAUGCAUCUGACAAAGCUGCUGGUUCUCCUGCUAAGAAGAUGCCAACCCAGAGCAGCUCCAGUACCAUGCCGGCAGUGGCAGAUGUACAGUCACUCUAUGCUUUGGCAGGUGUCUCCAUUGGCAAAACUUCUGCUAGUUCCAAAACUGCCAAUGCCACUGCUUCCUCUGUGGAUGGCGUUCUCAUUUCUUCUGAGGAGGAAAAGGAAGAUAGCACUGUGAAGCUUCCAACCAUGGACCAACCUGCUGGCAAAGCAUGGUUUGAUGCCAAGAGAGGCUGCGUGGUUAGAGGCAUUCCUGGAGAAGCUGGUGCUGUAGAAGAGGCCACUAUGUCACCUGGUGACUCUGGCUUUCUUGUGGCAACUUUUCCUGGUGAGAGUGGCUUUGAAACCGGGAUUCCGAAUUCUUUGAUCAGUUUGGCUAAAAGGUUCCCCUUCAGCCAGCAAGGCCAAAGGCAAAGCCAAGGCCAAAGCUAA
This is a messenger RNA of Cladocopium goreaui, 792 nucleotides long. The record is from the annotation of a GenBank genome assembly. Lineage: Eukaryota; Dinophyceae; Suessiales; Symbiodiniaceae.